AUGGUGCCCAUGGUGCUCAUGGUGGCCAUGUCCCAGUGCCCAUGGUGGUCAUGGUGGCCAUGGUGGCCAUGUCCCGGUACCCGUGGUGGCCACGGUGCCCGUGUGGCAGUGUCCUGGCGCUGUGCCCGCAGGGGUGACGUGGACGUCUCUGCCAUCUGCCGCUACCACAUCCUGGAGGUGCGCAAAGCCUUCGAGGGGCCCUACAAGGAGUACCGGGAGCAGGCGCAGAAAUGGGGCCGAUACUCGGGCGAGGUGCCCAGCCCGCGGCCCGGCGCGUGCAUCACGGACUGGCACCGGCAGAACGGCUUUGGCAGCUCGCUGGAGCUGCCCGACAACACGCUCAACUUCGCCAAGAAGCACCCGCUGAUGGACGAGGCCGUGGCCCCGCAGCGCGGCCGGCCCCUGCUGCUCAAGAGGGACUCCAACUUCACCCAGCUCGUGGUGGAUCGCGUGGCCGGCCUGGACGGGAACACCUACGAGGUGCUCUUCAUCGGGACAGGUGGGGACAGGGGACAUGGGGACAUGGGGACACCUACGAGGUGCUCUUCAUCGGGACAGGUGGGGACAGGGGACACUGAUGGGGACAUGGGGACAGGGAUGGGGACAUGGGGACACCUACGAGGUGCUCUUCAUCGGGACAGGUAGGGA
Molecule: messenger RNA, 648 nt
Organism: Cyanistes caeruleus (blue tit)
Lineage: Eukaryota; Metazoa; Chordata; Aves; Passeriformes; Paridae
Source: RefSeq, a predicted model, not a curated record